Thamnophis elegans (Western terrestrial garter snake) is the source of this 3787-nucleotide messenger RNA. It is a transcript of the gene NECTIN1, whose product is annotated as nectin cell adhesion molecule 1. The coding region runs from base 896 to 2440 and encodes 514 amino acids. NCBI's taxonomy places the organism in Eukaryota, Metazoa, Chordata, Lepidosauria, Squamata, Natricidae. Gene Ontology annotation, cellular component: adherens junction. Gene Ontology annotation, biological process: homophilic cell-cell adhesion; heterophilic cell-cell adhesion; protein localization to cell junction. The transcript has 6 exons. The record is from RefSeq and is a predicted model, not a curated record.
CUGGCGUUUGCGCGUGGCCGGGCGUGGGCUCCAGGCGCGCUCCCGCUCCCUCCUCCUCCUCCUCCUCCUCCUCCGCCCGGCCAGACUCGGGACUCGCUCGGAAGCGGCGGCGGCGGCGGCUAAGGUUGCAGCGCCCGGCCGCUCCUGCCGCGCCUCCGACCGCCGGGCAUCGCCCCUCCUCGUCCUCCCGCCGGCCGCCUCCAACGAGACCUGGAUGGGCGCUCUCCCUCCUGGCCCCGCCGAGGCCCUCUGAGCAGCCGCCGUUGCAACAGCAGCAGCCGCCGCCGAGCGCUUAAGCCGGGCUGCCCCCGGAGAGAGAAGGCGCCGCUCUCCCGGGAUCGCCGUCCCCGACCCCGCCGCCCCUCGCUCUCCUCCGGGCUUCCCGGCGCGCAUCUCUUCUCCUUCUCCCCCGCGGGCGAGAAGCUCGGGCGCCGCCAUCCGAUGUGAGCCGCUUUCCCAGCGCUGAGCUCGCUCCGGAGGAGGAAAGAGGCGCCCGGGCUGGGCUGGGCUGAGAGUCGGACGGAGGAGCGAUCGAGAGCGGGGAAGGCGAGGAUCGAACCACCAGAUCCCCCCCCCCCACUCCCGCCAAGCGAUCGGGGAAGCCAAGGAUCGAAUCCCCCCCCCUACUCACCCCGAAGGGUCGGUGGGCGCUGCGGUCCCCCCUGCCCACGAGGGGGCGUGUCUGCGGGCGACCCCCGGGGGCUCCUCUGCUCGCCCCCCCCGCUUUGCCCCUUCGGCCAAGGAGAAGAAGAAGGAGGAGGGGAGGGGUCCCUGGCGCGGACCCCCUUGAUGCCCCAUCCCCGGGGGAGCCUUCCCGCUCGGCGCCUCGCCCCCCAUUAACUUUGCCCCCCACCCACCCACCCAACCGCUUCCAACGGGGCGAAAGAAGUCUCCGAUGGCCGGACCAAGGCAGCAGCUGAGCUGGCUCCGGGGCUGGUGGACUACUGGCGUGUGUUUGGCGACCCUGGGCUUCCCAGGCCUCUGGGCUCAGAAGGUGCUUGUCAACGAGACGGUCUCCGGCUUCAUCGGCACCGACGUGGUCCUUCAUUGCAACUUGGACAAGAUCAACCACACGAGGAUCACCCAGGUCACCUGGCAGAAAUCCAGCAAUGGCUCCAAGCAAAAUGUGGCCAUCUUCAACCCCAACAUGGGUGUCUCCAUCCUGCCCCCCUACGAGGAGAGAGUGGUCUUCCAGAACCCUUCCAGAACCGAUGGGACCAUCAAGCUGUCCAGCCUCCAGUUGGACGACGAAGGGAUCUACAUCUGCGAGUUUGCCACCUUCCCGACCGGCAAUCUGGAAAACCAACUCAAUCUCACCGUCUUGGCCAAACCAGUGAAUCGGAUGGAGGGUACCACCAAACCACUGAUCGCCAGGGCCGGCAUGACCGAGAAAAUCCUGGUGGCCACCUGCACCUCCUCCAAUGGGAAGCCCCCCAGCACUGUGACCUGGGAGACUAAGCUGAAAGGCGAGGCGGAAUUCCGGGAGAUCCGCAAUGAGAAUGGCACCAUCACUGUCAUCAGCCGCUACCGCCUUCUACCAAGCCGGGAGGCCCACCAACAGCAGCUAAAGUGCGUGGUGAACUACCAGUUGGAGCGUUUUACGGAGAGCAUGACCCUCAACGUGCUGUACGAACCCGAGGUUAGAAUCGAUGGUUUUGACAGCAACUGGUACCUCAACCGGAAGGAUGUGAAACUGACCUGCGUAUCCGACGCCAAUCCUCCCGCCACCGAGUACCAAUGGAAGCGGCUGAAUGCCUCGUUGCCGGACAGCGCCGAAAUUCAAAACAGCACUCUGUUCUUUAAAGGACCGGUCUCAUACAGCCUAUCGGCAACAUAUAUCUGCGAAGCCACCAACACCAUCGGCACCCGAUCUGGGCAGGUGGAAGUGAAUGUCACAGAAUUCCCCUACACCCCGUCUCCACCGGGCACAUCCGUGGCACAUCCGACUGUCCCCACCGCCGUGAUUGGGGGCGUGGUGGGCGGAGCCUCGUUGGUCGUAGUGGUGGCCGUGGUCGUCCUUAUGGUGCUCCGUCACCGGCGACACACUUUCAAGGGCGACUACAGCACCAAGAAGCACGUCUAUGGCAACGGGUACAGCAAGGCGGGCGUCCCUCAGCAUCACCCACCCAUGGCCCAGAACCUUCAGUAUCCUGACGAUUCAGACGACGAGAAGAAGCCCGGCCCUCUGGGCAGCAACAGCUACGAGGACGAAGACGAUGAUGGCGCCGGGGCCGAACGGAAGCACCGGUCCUGUCCCAACAAGUACGAGGAGGACUCCAAGCGGCCUUACUUCACGGUGGAUGAGGGCGAAGCCCGCUCUGAAGCCUACAAUGAACGGACACUUGGAUUCCAGUAUGACCCCGAGCAACUAGACAUAGCCGAUAACAUGGUCUCUCAGAAUGACGGGUCUUUUAUUUCCAAAAAAGAGUGGUAUGUGUAGCGUGGUCCACCUCCUCCCCUCUCUUGCCCUCUCUUCACUGGCCACAUCCUGCCUCCGUGCCCCGGGGCUGGUGGCUGCUCCUCAGAGCCCGUGUGCCUUGUCACACGGCCAGAAGUCCCCUGCCCACCCAACACACGCACACCCAGAGACCUCCAUCCGCUGGGCGGUGGGACGCAGUACAGGGACACUCGGGAAGCCAACGAGAACUUCCACUACUUUGGGGGCACCUCGGAGCAGGCAAAGCAGGGGAGUUGGGGUGGGGCGGGAGGGAUGUUGCUUGGCUUAAUGAAUUUAUUUUUCCUGGGGGAGAGGAGAGCCUUGUUUCUUUUCCCCUGCUUAAUUUUCUCCGACAGAGAUUUGUCCCUUACUGUGUCGUUUGUACUGAUCAGUGGUGGCUUUGAUGUUAAUACUUUUAAUUAUUAUUGCCUGUCUUUGUAUAGUAUACCGACUCCCGCCCCACGUACUCCUCCUGUUUGCAUCUUAAAAGUGUCUCUUGGUCUCCUCCUUGUGGGCUCCUCUCACCCUCCCAACUCAAAAAACACUGGAAUUUGUUUAUGGUCUUAACUUUCGGGAGGGGAGGGGACCCCCACCCACCCCACCCCGUGGACCUUGGAAAGCAAGGUGGGGCUUGGGGGUUUACAGACACCGAAAGCACAAAAGCACAGAAUUGGGAGGGCCAAGAGCUUCGCUCCUUUCUGAUUAUCCUGGAUCCCUGGGGCCUUCCUUUCAGCAUCUUCGCUGUGGCCAUUUCCCACGAUGCACUUGUGGUGGGAAGAGAAUGAUCACCUGCCUUGAUUCGUGGCUACACAAAAACGAAACAAAACCAGACUCAACUUCAUCUUCAGAAGGACCUUUGGGGGGAGGGAGAAAGAAACAAAACAAGAGUGCAUGAUAUCCAGGAGUAUGUAAUAAGUGUGGGUCUCUCUUUCUGUUGUUGUUGUUGUCGUCGUUAUGUUCUUAAUUAUGAUUUUAAGAGAGAGGUUCUGGGUCUGUUAAGGUUUGCAUGGCAUAUUAUCUUUUCUUCUUCUUUUCUUUCCUUCUCCCCAUUUGCUCCUGGACCCAACCUCCUUGUCAAUGAGGACCUUCUUAAUAGUCACUUGCCUGAGUCCAUUCCUACCCGUUUCUCAUUCCUGGAACUGUCAAGUCAGUGAACAGGCUAGCAAGAAGUUGCUUGUUCUCCUUCAUCAAGUCUCGGGGUUUAACGUUGGAAGCCUGGUGAAGCUUAACAGGCUGAACACCGGCUUCGUGUGCAAGUACCGGAGUGGCUCCAAAUCCAGCCACUGGCUCUUCCAAUUAAAUAGUCUCCCGGGGCCAGCAAAGAGAGAGAGAGAGGUGUGUGAAGCUAGG